AUGUUUUUCCACAUAGUGCUGGAACGAAACAUGCAACUGCACCCUCGCUACUUUGGUCGUAACCUUCGCGAAAAUCUUGUUUCCAAGCUCAUGAAAGACGUCGAAGGCACUUGCAGCGGACGACAUGGAUUUGUGGUGGCAGUUACAGGGAUUGAAAACAUUGGGAAAGGGAUAAUUCGUGAUGGGACAGGGUUUGUGACAUUUCCGGUUAAGUACCAAUGUGUUGUCUUCAGACCUUUUAAGGGAGAGAUCUUAGAAGCUGUUGUUACCAUGGUGAACAAGAUGGGAUUUUUCGCCGAAGCUGGGCCAGUUCAAAUCUUCGUUUCAAACCAUUUGAUUCCAGAUGAUAUGGAAUUCCAGUCUGGAGACAUGCCAAACUACACUACGUCAGAUGGAUCAGUUAAGAUCCAGAAAGAUAGUGAAGUGAGACUAAAGAUAAUCGGGACUCGAGUGGACGCUACUGAAAUUUUCUGUAUAGGUACUAUAAAAGAUGAUUUUUUUGGGUGUGAUCAACGACCCUACAACGGUUUAAACGCACCUUUGUGUACCCUUAUAUCGAGUAGUUUGCAUGUCAUAGAGAGUUAUAUCUGA
This is a messenger RNA of Vicia faba (fava bean), 591 nucleotides long. The record is from the annotation of a GenBank genome assembly. Lineage: Eukaryota; Viridiplantae; Streptophyta; Magnoliopsida; Fabales; Fabaceae.